Molecule: messenger RNA, 366 nt
Organism: Penicillium alfredii
Lineage: Eukaryota; Fungi; Ascomycota; Eurotiomycetes; Eurotiales; Aspergillaceae
Product: putative tubulin-specific chaperone Rbl2
Exons: 3
Biological process (GO): tubulin complex assembly; post-chaperonin tubulin folding pathway
Cellular component (GO): cytosol; microtubule cytoskeleton
Molecular function (GO): beta-tubulin binding
Source: RefSeq, a predicted model, not a curated record
AAUAUCACUAUGGCUCCCCGCUCGCAGCUGGAGAUCACCACCUCCUCAGUCCUCCGUCUGGUUAAGGAGGAGACAUCGUACCAUCGUGAACUGCAGCAGCAGACGGAGCGCGUCAAGAAGCUGGAAACCCAGACCGGUGACGAGGAUGAGAACCGGGAGUACCUGCUGAAGCAGGAGCACCUGGCCCUUGAGGAAACUAAAAAGGUCCUCCCGAACUUGAAGCUGAAGAUUGCGGAUACAGUGGCCAGCCUGGAAGCCCUGGUUGUCGAGGAGGGCAAGAAGGGCUCGGAGAGCAAUGUCGAGCACAUCACCGCCGCAAAGGAAGCCAUUGCUCAGGCCAAGACUGCGGAGCGAGAAGUGUCGUGA